AACAUAGAACCAUCCGUUUCCUUGGGCCUGCGUCGUCCGAAAAGCACCGAAUCCGGCCAUUCCCCCAAACGGCAAUCCGGGCAAGAAUCGAGCACCGGAUGUGAGAUAGUUUGUGUGCGCAUAUACAUACAUGCCCAUAGGCCACGGCCGGAGCGGGCGCGGCCUGAGAUCAUCGAGCAUGAUGGCGAUCUCGACGCUGAGCCCGACCCAGAAGUACGCGGCGGGGGCGCUGCUGGCCCUGGCCCUCCGCCAGGCUCAGAUCCAGCAGACCCAACCCCUCGACGACGACGACGACCCCGACGCCGGAACGCGGGACCGGUGCAGCAGCGCCAGCGCAAGCAGCAGCACCAGCAGCAGCGAAGGCGGCGGCGACGACUCCUCCCUCUGGACCCACGAGUCCCGCGGCCUUCUUCGCCCCGUCUUCAGGUUCUUGGAUAUUGAUCCCAAAGCCUGGCCGGGGCUGGAGGAAACCGCUGCGUCAUCAAUAAUCAAGCAUCAUGUGGGGGCUUAUCUAAGAAUAAUCUUUGAAGAAGAUGAUGAAAAUUCUUCAGAAAGAUUUGAAAAAGAACUUGCUUUGGCAAAAGCUGUUGAUGCUAUGGUAAUGAGCUUGGAAGCUGCUUUAACCUCAGCUGAGGAGAGUAAAGAGAAAGAUCAUAAGCAUGGACAUGAUAGUCACAAGAGAAGUAAUUCUGGUACAUCAUACUGUAAAAAUUUUGGUGCAACAAUAGAACCUUUUGAUACUUCAGAAACGAAAAACUCCAAGGCAUCAUUCAUAGCAGAGGAUUCACUGAUUCAGUUUGAGAAUGUGCACGAUGACAAAGAAAUGCUAGAAGACAAUUCGGUUAAAUAUCAGCGGAAAGUUGCGGUCUUGUAUGAACUUCUUUCUGCUUGUGUGGCUGAUACACCUCAAGACAACAAGAAAACUUCUCGAUUUAGGAAGGGCUAUGAUGCUCGGCAUCGUGUUGCUCUACGGUUCUUGGCAACAUGGCUUGACGUCAAGUGGAUCAAAAUGGUAGCUAUGGAGAUAAUGGUUGCUUGCUCUGCAAUGGCUGCAGCAAAAGCUGAAGAGCAAUCACAAGGAAGUGGAUCAGAGAAAAGCAAAUGGGCUAGAUGGAAGCGAGGUGGUAUCAUUGGUGCAGCUGCAUUGACUGGAGGAGCCUUGUUAGCAGUUACAGGAGGUUUAGCUGCUCCAGCAAUUGCUGCAGGCUUUAGUGCUUUGGCUCCCACAUUAGGGACACUGGUCCCUGUUAUUGGAGCAAGCGGAUUUGCUGCAAUAGCUAGUGCUGCAGGAUCAGUUGCUGGUUCUGUAGCCGUCGCUGCAUCAUUUGGAGCUGCUGGAGCUGGGCUGUCAGGGAGCAAAAUGGCUAGAAGAAUAGGAAGCGUUGAAGAAUUUGAAUUCAAACCUAUUGGAGAUAACCAUAACCAGGGCCGCCUAGCAGUAGGUAUCUUGGUUUCUGGUUUUGCUUUUGAGAAGGAAGAUUUUAUAAAGCCUUGGGAAGGAUUGGAAGAUAACUUGGAGAGGUAUGUUCUUCAGUGGGAGUCAAAGUAUAUAAUUGCAGUGAGCACUGCAAUACAGGACUGGAUCACAUCAAGAGUUACAACGGAAUUGAUGAAGCAAGGUGCCAUGAUGACUGUGUUAAGCACGCUUGUUUCUGCAUUAGCAUGGCCAGCUGUACUACUUGCUGCUACAGAUUUCAUAGAUAGCAAAUGGACAAUGGCUAUUGAUAGAUCGGAUAAAGCUGGAAAGCUCCUUGCAGAAGUUCUGUUGAAGGGUUUGCAAGGAAACAGGCCUGUGACCCUUAUUGGUUUUUCACUAGGAGCGCGAGUUAUAUUUAAGUGUUUGAGGCAAUUGGCUGAAUCAGGAGAUAAUGAGGGACUUGUAGAAAGGGUCGUUCUCCUUGGAGCACCAGUUUCACUCAAGGGGGAGCAAUGGGAGACUGCCAGAAAGAUGGUUGCUGGAAGAUUUGUAAAUGUGUAUUCCACAAAUGACUGGAUACUUGGAGUGACUUUUCGUGCAAGCCUGCUGACCCAGGGUUUGGCUGGAAUUCAAGCUGUUGAUGUUCCUGGAAUUGAAAAUGUUGAUGUCACGGACUUUAUUGAUGGUCACUCCUCAUAUUUGUCGGGUGUACAACAAAUUGUUGAACAACUUGAACUUGAUACAUAUUACCCUGUUUUUUCCUGCAUUCCUAUCAUUUCCAGAUGAGAAGUUGGAAAUUGAUUCUUGUGGCUGUUCAAAUUGGUCAAAAAGUGACUUAAAAAAGAGAAGCAAAAGAUCCAAAGCAUGUUGGCUCCUUGUGUCUUUUUUGUUCAUGUAACCUUGAUGAGAUUUUCAAUUAAUCAUAGCAUUUUAAAGGUUCAGUUCAUCA
Molecule: messenger RNA, 2366 nt
Organism: Phoenix dactylifera (date palm)
Lineage: Eukaryota; Viridiplantae; Streptophyta; Magnoliopsida; Arecales; Arecaceae
Product: transmembrane and coiled-coil domain-containing protein STS1-like
Source: RefSeq, a predicted model, not a curated record